GCUUGAGAACACGUCCACACCUAAUGGUCAUCAUUGGCCGGCCGGUUAGGCCAUUUGGUUUGUGCGGAUCUUUGCUCGCUCAAGUAGUAUUAAAUUCAAUUACCAGCCCAAGAUGGUUGCCGCUGAUACUGGUGCCGCCGUCUACGAUGCGGCCUUGAAGCGUCGCCAGAACCUAAUGGGUGCCUCCGGGCCCGCGGCUCUAGUAAAGAAUUUGAGAGUUUUCAGUAUUGCUGCGUUCGCGUGUAUUGGUGGUGUCCUGUACGGAUACAACCAAGGCAUGUUCUCUGGUGUAUUGGCCAUGCCGUCGUUCCAAACCCACAUGGGCGAAUACGAUCCCCUCGAUCCUAACGCCGAUCAGACAAAGAAAGGUUGGCUCACUUCCAUUCUGGAACUUGGAGCUUGGAUUGGUACCUUGCUUUCAGGCUUUCUUGCUGAGGCUAUUUCCCGAAAGUACGGUGUCCUAGUUGCGACAACUGUGUUCAUACUUGGGGUCAUUAUCCAGGCUACUGCCCAGAGUGGCGGACAUAAUGUCAUCCUUGCAGGACGAUUCGUGACAGGUAUGGGAGUUGGAAGUCUUGCCAUGAUCGUGCCCAUCUACAACUCGGAGGUGGCCCCACCAGAAGUUCGCGGAGCGCUUGUUGCCUUGCAACAGCUAGCCAUUACCUUUGGAAUCAUGGUAAGCUUUUGGAUCGACUUUGGCACAAACUAUAUUGGCGGCACAGAUGUGUCGACACAGUCAGAUGCAUCAUGGCUAGUUCCUAUAUGCCUGCAAAUCGCCCCGGCGGUGGUUUUGUUCGUAGGAAUGCUUUUCAUGCCAUUUUCUCCUCGAUGGCUGGUCCAUCACGGCCGAGAAACCGAGGCACGAAAGAUUUUGGCCAGGCUCCGUGGCCUGCCCGAGAACCACGAACUGGUUGAGCUGGAAUUCCUAGAGAUCAAGGCGCAGUCUAUGUUCGAGAAGCGCACCAUCGCGGAACAUUUCCCUCACCUGCGCGAGUUGACAGCUUGGAAUACCUUUAAACUUCAGUUCGUGGCUAUCAAGUCUCUGUUUCAGACAAAGGCCAUGUUCAAGCGUGUGAUUGUUGCCACAGUCACAAUGUUCUUCCAGCAGUGGACGGGUAUCAAUGCAGUUCUGUACUACGCACCCUCUAUUUUCGCUCAACUUGGUCUUACGGCUACUACAACUGGACUUCUGGCUACCGGCGUUGUCGGCAUCGUCAUGUUCAUCGCCACAAUCCCCGCUGUUCUCUACGUUGAUCGCGUAGGAAGGAAACCUGUGCUUGCUGUGGGUGCCAUUGGCAUGGCUCUGUGUCAUUUCAUCAUCGCUGUCAUUGUCGCCAGGAAUUCGAACCAAUGGGCCACUCAGGCUGCAUCUGGUUGGGCUGCCGUGGUAAUGGUCUGGCUCUUCGUCGUCCACUUCGGGUACUCCUGGGGACCGUGUGCUUGGAUUUUGGUCGCAGAGAUAUGGCCAUUAAGCACCCGUCCGUACGGUGUCUCUCUUGGAGCCUCGAGUAAUUGGAUGAAUAACUUUAUUGUCGGUCAAGUUACGCCAGACAUGCUUCAGACCAUCGGCUAUGGUACUUACAUCCUCUUCGGUAUUUUGACCACUAUCGGCGCCGGGUUCAUCUGGUUCUUCGUGCCGGAAACCAAGCGUCUGACAUUGGAGGAAAUGGACGUGAUAUUCGGGUCGGAGGGAACUGCUGCGGCUGACUUUGAGCGUAUGGAGGAAAUCAACCGCGAAAUAGGACUCACGUCGAUCCUCCAAGGCAUGGGCAGUGGGCACGAACAUGCAGUAUCAGAUGAGAAGAAGGCGAGCCUCGAAGAGAAGCAUGAGACCAUUUAGAAGCUCGGUUCCAGGCGCUGUGGCUCCGAGUUGAACGCUUGACGCGCUACUGUAGGUCGUUUCUGAAGACGUGCUUCCCGGUUU
Molecule: messenger RNA, 1924 nt
Organism: Truncatella angustata
Lineage: Eukaryota; Fungi; Ascomycota; Sordariomycetes; Amphisphaeriales; Sporocadaceae
Product: general substrate transporter
Exons: 7
Coding region: 113-1840 (575 amino acids)
Biological process (GO): transmembrane transport; carbohydrate transport
Cellular component (GO): membrane
Molecular function (GO): carbohydrate:proton symporter activity
Source: RefSeq, a predicted model, not a curated record